Messenger RNA from Haplochromis burtoni (Burton's mouthbrooder), 1083 nucleotides. RefSeq names its product relaxin 3b (gene rln3b). The record is from RefSeq and is a predicted model, not a curated record. NCBI's taxonomy places the organism in Eukaryota, Metazoa, Chordata, Actinopteri, Cichliformes, Cichlidae. The transcript is spliced from 2 exons. Gene Ontology annotation, molecular function: hormone activity. The coding region runs from base 457 to 900 and encodes 147 amino acids. Gene Ontology annotation, cellular component: extracellular region.
UGUGUGUGUGUGUGUGUGUGUGUGUGUGUGUGUGUGUGUGUGUGUGUCAGCAGUGAACAGCACCCUUCCUUGGGGUGCAAAGAUAGUGAUCUUAGUCCCAUGGUAGGCAGAGUUAAUGGUGAUACUGUGCUGGUGUCAGACAGCCCAAUCAAAAUGAUGUGAGGGACAGAAAGGCCACUUAAAGGUCACAGGUGAUGAGAUUCCCAGUGGCACUGUUGACAUCACCUCUGGUAUCGUUCAGCAUUUUAAUCACAACUUUUCUUUUCCUCUGAGUGCAUUGUUGCCCGUAAAGGUCUCCAGCCUUAUCUCGAGGUAUGACGAACACUGGAGGUGAGUUCAGGUCCUCCUCGCUGAUGCUAGGCCCUAUAAAAGGUGGAAAGAACAUCCAAAAAGAAACACAAACCACAGAGACACUUAAACAUACCUUCGAGAUACCUUCAGUAUUUGUUCAGCAUCAUGUGGAAGGCAGCGCUCUUGACCCUGGGCUUGUUGGUGGCUCUGGUAGACAGGGUGCGCCCCAAUGACGGUCAUCCCUCUUUUUAUGGGGUGAAACUGUGUGGAAGAGAGUUCAUACGAGCUGUCAUCUUUACCUGUGGUGGUUCUCGCUGGAGGAGAAGCGCAGAAGACUCGGCAUUUAUUGGAGAGAAGACCUAUGAUCCAUGGAAGGCAAAUCCCAUCCCUCAACUUAUGAGCGAGCAAGAUCCUGCAGAAUCCGAACCAUGGAAAAAUCCAGCAUCUGUAGCAGCAGGACUCAGCCGCUCAGCUCGCUCACCGAUAACAGAAGAGGUCCUGGAGGCUCUACGGAGCGCAGACAGGAAAGGACGGGACGUAGUGGUUGGACUGUCCAAUGCUUGCUGCAAGUGGGGCUGCAGCAAGAGUGAAAUCAGCUCUCUCUGCUGAACUUAAAUUUUUCUAAAUAUACACCCUGUUCUGUUCAAAAUGAAGAACUUUACUCCCAUACGCAAUUUCUUAAAUGUCCACUUUCGUUCAACUACCUGUCCAUAAUGUGAAUGUCUUCUUGAUAUUUGUUUGCUCUGGUCAAUGUUGGUUGUUUAAUAAAGCUUUGCUUAGUUGAUUAUGAAA